Babesia bovis T2Bo is the source of this 942-nucleotide messenger RNA. Its product is annotated as putative diphthine synthase. The record is from RefSeq and is a predicted model, not a curated record. The transcript has 6 exons. The coding region runs from base 16 to 822 and encodes 268 amino acids. Lineage: Eukaryota; Apicomplexa; Aconoidasida; Piroplasmida; Babesiidae. Gene Ontology annotation, biological process: protein histidyl modification to diphthamide. Gene Ontology annotation, molecular function: diphthine synthase activity.
AUGUAUUCUUGAAUAAUGACUCUUACUCUAGUUGGUUUAGGACUAGGAGCGGUCGAAGAUAUUACACUUAGAGGAUUAAAAGCAAUUCAAAAUGCAGAUGCCGUCCUGCUAGAGAUCUACACAUCUGCACUUAUAGACAGCAAUUUACAUGAUCUGGAAUCUUUCAUAGGAAAAUCUAUUGAACAGGCUGACCGUAUAAGUGUAGAAGAAUCUGCGGACAAGAUACUGGAAGAAGCACGUGCGAAGAAUGUCGUUCUUCUAGUUGCGGGGGAUCCACUUAGUGCAACAACACACUGUGAUUUGUGCCUCCGUGCAGAAAAUGCAGGAGUAGAUGUCGAAGUAAUACAUAAUGCAAGCAUUAUCAAUGCAAUCGGAAGAACAGGAAUGCAGUUAUACCGUUUCGGUGAAAUCGUGUCCAUACCAUUUUUUGAAACCAACUGGUCACCAGAUAGCUUCUACGAUAAAAUAGUGAAGAAUAUGGAGGCAAAUCUUCACACCCUAUGUCUCUUAGAUAUUAAAGUGAGAGAGAGAUCUAUAGAAAACCUUAUGAAUAACCGCAUGAUAUUCGAACCCCCUAGAUAUAUGUCGGUGAAUAUUGCUAUCGACCAGAUCUUUCGAAUCGAUCAUACGAAGCAUCGGCUACCUUCUAAUACACGCGCAAUAGGAGUGGCAAGACUAGGGUCUAAAACAGCGAAAAUAGCAGCAGGCACCCUGAAAGAACUUAAGGACAUAGAUUUCGGUGAACCACUACAUUCCAUGGUCAUAUGCGCGCCACAGUUGCAUGAUAUUGAAGAGGAAUAUUUUAAGCAUUAUAGGAUAUAAUCCCUUUUGGGCCAUUAGAUAACCGUCGCGAUGCCACCUUUUUCAACGAGGUGGUAUUAAUUUAUCUUUAAACAACAAACAUGAGCUGCAAACAAGGAAAUGAUGGAUACGCUACAGUGG